Homalodisca vitripennis (glassy-winged sharpshooter) is the source of this 3336-nucleotide messenger RNA. Its product is annotated as serine protease snake-like. Lineage: Eukaryota; Metazoa; Arthropoda; Insecta; Hemiptera; Cicadellidae. The record is from RefSeq and is a predicted model, not a curated record. Gene Ontology annotation, molecular function: serine-type endopeptidase activity. The transcript is spliced from 6 exons. Gene Ontology annotation, biological process: proteolysis. Bases 2275 to 3216 code for a protein of 313 amino acids.
AUGUUUUUCCAUUAUGAUACAUUCACAUAUUUGUUCAUUAAAUUGAGUUUUAUAUCACUGUUUAAAAAACAAAAGUCUACAAACCAGUCAUGAUAAAAUGAUGUUGGGAUAAUUAGGGUAAUAUGUCACACAUUAAAAUAUCCUAUGAUUUUACUAAUUUUGUUUACAAAUUUAUUUAUUCUACAAUUAAAUAAUUGCCAUCAUGGUUACCCGUAAUAUCCAUACAAAUAUUUACAUUCACUAACUCAAUGCUUCUCAUAUAAAAAUUAAGUUUCAAAUUUAAAGUUUACACAGGUAGAGAGACAGAAGUUAAAUGUUUCCAGCCCCAUGAGAGAUUGGUUUUGCUAACUCUCAGCCAAUAAUCCUGAAACUGCAUAAUUCUGCACAAUCAUCUAUCCUGUGAUUCUUCACCAAAAGAAACAUGAUGGAUCGAUCGUUAAUGCAUUAUUUUAUGUAAUUUAGAAACAUGCAUGUGAAAUCCGUUAUGAGUUAUUAAAAGAACACAAAUUAAUGUAGCAGCAGAAUAAUAAUCUACACUAGUGACUACAAUGUAUUGCCUUUUAUUGCAUAGUAAAAUCAGUUGUAUUUCUUAAUGUAGUAUUUGCACAGAACAACACAAUGUUUACUGUUAUUCCACAACUGAUUUAUUGAAUUUCUUUUUGAAAUUCAAGAAAAUGUAUUAUUUUAUAUUGUGUAUUUUUGUAAUCAGUUUUCUACAUUGUUGUUUCCUUUUCAAAAUUAGUAUUGGUAAGUUUAUUUUUAACAGCCAACUUAGGAUAAUUUUAAAAGUUCAUUCAAGAGCCCGUAAUCCAAGGCAUUGGGAUUAUUACAUGUUCAUCAACUCUUGUAUUGUCCAAAGGAUUUUAUGAGUGUUGUUAAAUUACAUAUUUUUCCUUACUUUUCUUGAGGCUGAAGGAGCCCUGCACAGCAACUUAAACCUGGAUAUCUUUAACUUAGGUGCCGAAGAUAGUUAGGCUUGUUUAUACUAAGUUAAUAGAUAUAGAAUUAAUGCUUGUCUACUAAAGGUCACCAAGGUUCAAAAUAUUAUGCUUAAGCAUUCUUCUAACAUACAAUCUUUGUUAUAAAUUCAUUACUUUUGAUAGUCAUUGCUGUAAGUUAUUAUUAUCAAACAAAGUAGUCUAAUAUAAUUUACAUUAAUGUUUUUGUCACGUUUUAGUUUUGAAUUUAUAAGCUUUCAGUAGAAUAUUUAUACCUAAUAAUAAUGAAUGGCAUCAUGUGGUAGCUGAUAAAAACUAGGACUUAAAGUUUCCAGUGAACUGGGGAAGAUAGCAAAGAAUAAGAUCAUUGCAAUAUUGACACUGAGCUUUAACAUGGACUCACUCUCAUAUAUUUUUCAUUUUUACUCUAUAGCACUUGUAGUCAAAAGUCCACAGACCACAAUUGCUACCAUAUCCAAUCUUAUUCUGCUUAAGCAUACUAUAAUCUGUAAAAUAUGUUUGGUUUGAAAUAAAAUAAUUAGUUUUACUUUAACAAAUUUGUUUAGAUAACAUAGAAACAUUUUUUUUUCAGAAUUACUUUAUUUCAAAUACACCUCUCAACUAUAUAUCAUUCAGUAAAAUUUCCUGAAAAUGCCCCUUAAUUGAAACUGUGCUUGAAAUAGCUCCCUAAAAAUGUACAGAAAGCCAAACCUCAGGGUACAUCUACAACCACAAACAUUUUUUUGUUCGUUUUGAUUAUUAUGAUGAUAAAUUAGAGAAAAUGUUACAUAUAAAUAAAAAUGUAUUUAACAUUUUUGAUAUUUAAUUCCUAAUGCAAAAUUAAUCUUUUUCUAUACCUAAAUGAUAACUAGGUAUACAAAAAGACAAGGAACAUUAAUGUGAAGUAACAUUUACAAAAUUGUUUAUUUGUAUACCUCUAUUGCUUAUGGUAAAUUACAGAUAGUAAUGUACCAAUAAUUGUUAGUUUUUUCAAUUUUGAGGAAUUCUAUAACCGAACAUGCUAUAUUUUUAAAUGGUAUACAAUACUAAACUCACGGUUAAAUUGAUCACAUUUAUUUAGACCCAAAAUUAACAUAACCAUGUCUAAACCCAAAACAUGCCUCAAUAACCAGUUUCUUGUUCAGUUUGUCUCCGCCAAGUAAUUUUCUCUAAAUGUUAGUCAUAGAUCUACUGAAGGUAGCAGGUAUAUAUUUUAAUUGAGUGCGAGACCAGUGUCAAACAUAACAUAAACCAAGAGCCAAAUCUUCUCUGAUAUUACAAUUUUACAGAGAAAUGUUCAUUUAGCACUGGCAUUGAAGGAUUCUGCAGGUCACCAAUGGACUGUAUUGGUGUAAACAGUUCCAUGGAGUCAUCCAACUGCUCUAUUGGUCGCAGCUGUUGUCCAGAGAGACACGUUAGUGAAAAAAGAUGUCAUAGUUAUGCUGAUGCUGUCUACAAGCAAAAUUAUGACACCUACGACACAGACAAAGACCUGGAAGACAACAGAGAAGAUGAAUGUGGGAUAGCAGCAGUUCCUUUGAUUAUUGGAGGGGAGCAGGCAGAAUACAAAGAAUUCCCUCAUAUGGUUGUGAUCGGAUAUGGUCCACACCUGACAACUGCCAAGUGGUUAUGUGGAGGAUCUCUAGUCAGUGAGUUUUACGUACUUACUGCUGCUCAUUGCCUUAUAAGUCAACAAGGUGAACCAAGAUUUAUCAAGCUGGGUGUGAUCAAUCUAGGGAUAGAGACUAGCAAGUAUUCUCAAGUCUUCAAAGUAAGCAAGUCAAUCCCACACCCAGCAUACAAAAGUCCAAACAAGUGGCAUGAUAUUGCUUUAAUAAGACUUAAUAAAAAAGUGGAUUUUACCCCAUUUGUCCGCCCAGCCUGUCUCGACUAUGAUGGGGAGAUUACACAAGACACUGCUGUUGCCACUGGUUGGGGGUAUACAGACAAUAUCAUUGACGAAGGAAGUCAAGACCUGAUGAAAGUAGAGCUGAACAUAGCUGACAGAUCACAGUGUGAUAAAGUGUAUCACGAGGCGUUCAAAGGCAACCUAACAGACUCUGUAAUCUGUGCAGGGACACAUCAGAAGAAAGACACCUGCCAUGGUGACUCAGGAGGCCCAUUGCAGAUAGUCAGACAAGAGCCAUACUGCAUGUACAGCAUCAUCGGAGUGACAUCGUUUGGUAUUAGUUGUGGUCAUGGCGUUGCUUCAGUGUACACCAGGGUCUUCUACUACCUCCCAUGGUUAGAGAGCAUCAUAUGGCCUGAGAAAUCUUAACUCAAAAUGUUACAGUGGUAUCUUUUGUGCGCAGACUAGGAAACUAUAAGCGCCUAUAUAAGAUACUUUUAUAUACUUUAACAGUAUUUGCAAGUUCAAAUAAAUCGCUUUUACUGCAUC